CUGAAGGCUCGUAAGCCGUGAGAUAUUCUUCAGAUAUUUCUCAUCAAUCUGUAUCCUGUUACAACCUGUAUGUAUAGUUAGAGAUAGGACUAGGUUCAGCCAACAUGAUUGUCUUCAUCCUUAUUGUAGGAUUAAAUGUACAGGGUGGAUAUACAUCUCCUAUAUCUCUAACAAGCGUAAACAAACACAACGUGGAUUUGGAUUUGGUAGAAAAUGAAGGAAACCCUGAGAACUUGAAUUUAGAUUUCAGAUCUGCUGACUUUGGUAUUGAUGGAUACAAACAGUUUAUCAGCACUAAAACAGAAGAGUUUGACAAGGAGACAAAAGAAAUGAAUAAACAAAUGGAAGCAAUGGAGGGAGAUCUUCUUGCGAAACUUUCUCAGCUAGAGACACAGUUAGAAAAUAAGCAACAGGAGGAGAAAACUCUUAAGCAGGAAAUGGAUAAGAUGGGAAUUCAGGAUUCUGAAGAUUUCGACAAGUUGGUGGGAGAGAAUAUUGUAGAUUCAAAUGAUGUCGGAGAGAAAAUAUCUGAGAACAUGAUUAUAUCUCCUUAUUGGAUAAAAGAUUUGUCUGAAUGGGAAGAGAUUAAAAACUCAACAGUUGCCGGGCCCUACCAUAUACUUCAAUAAAAAAUUGUAUUAUGAAAAA
Molecule: messenger RNA, 648 nt
Organism: Eurytemora carolleeae
Lineage: Eukaryota; Metazoa; Arthropoda; Copepoda; Calanoida; Temoridae
Exons: 11
Coding region: 105-629 (174 amino acids)
Source: RefSeq, a predicted model, not a curated record